UGACUUUUGAUACCCUCUCUGAAAUGUCUUCUUCUUCAUCUUCAAGCAGAUGCCCUCCAUUUGACUUCUCUGCCAAAUAUUACACUUCUAAUGGUGCAAUUAGUUGCGAAAGGCAGAGCAGCUUCUUUGAAGGUCAUCCAGUACUGAAUCAAGGAAUCGGAUAUUCCAUCAUUCUUGGAUUUGGGGCUUUCUUCGCCUUCUUCACCUCUUUUCUCGUUUGGCUGGAGAAACGAUAUGUGGGUUCUCGUCAUACAUCAGAAUGGUUUAACACUGCAGGUAGAAGUGUUAAAACUGGACUCAUUGCCAGUGUUAUAGUCUCACAGUGGACAUGGGCUGCUACGAUUUUGCAAAGUUCAAACGUAGCUUGGGAGUAUGGCGUUAGCGGUCCUUUCUGGUACGCCAGUGGAGCCACUAUACAGGUACUCUUGUUCGGAAUCAUUGCAAUAGAGAUCAAAAGGAAAGCUCCAAACGCUCAUACUGUUUGUGAAAUCGUCAGAGCUCGAUGGGGAAGAACAGCUCACCUCGUCUUCCUCACAUUCUGCUUCAUGACCAACAUCAUCGUAACCGCCAUGCUUCUUCUCGGUGGCUCCGCCGUCGUCAACGCCCUCACCGGAGUAAAUAUCUACGCCGCCAGUUUCCUAAUCCCACUUGGGGUCGUCGUUUACACACUUGCCGGUGGCCUAAAAGCCACUUUUCUCGCCAGUUACAUUCAUUCUGUAAUAGUACACGUGGUUUUGGUCAUAUUUGUGUACUUGGUAUACACAUCAUCUAGUAGCGAACUUGGAAGCCCUAGUAUUAUGUAUGAUCGACUCUUGCAAGUCGCAAGCAAAUCGAGAAUCUGUCAAGAACCCAUUUCGCAUUCUAAUCAAUCGUGUGGUCCUGUAACUGGGAAUCACAAAGGUUCUUACUUAACCAUGAUGAGCUCCGGCGGUCUGGUUUUCGGAAUCAUCAAUAUUGUUGGCAAUUUCGGAACUGUCUUUGUUGACAACGGUUAUUGGGUGAGCGCCAUUGCAGCACGACCUUCGUCUACACAUAAAGGGUAUUUGUUAGGUGGGUUAGUCUGGUUUGCUGUUCCUUUCUCAUUGGCGACAUCUUUAGGGCUUGGUGCUUUGGCUCUUGAUCUUCCCAUAACAGCUAGUGAGGCUAGUCAUGGUUUGGUUCCUCCUGCAACUGCUAUUGCUUUGAUGGGGAAAACUGGUUCUGUUAUUCUCCUUACAAUGCUUUUCAUGGCGGUUACAUCUGCAGGCUCGUCAGAGUUAAUAGCGGUCUCAUCUCUAUGCACUUACGAUAUCUACCGAACAUAUGUGAAUCCAGAUGCGAGUGGAGAGCAGAUCCUUAAGGUUUCUCGAGGUGUUAUAAUGGCGUUUGGUUGUUUCAUGGGAAUUCUAGCUGUUUUGCUAAACAAGGCUGGAGUAUCGCUCGGUUGGAUGUACCUUGCAAUGGGAGUGUUCAUUGGCUCAGCGGUUCUCCCCAUAGCUUUCAUGCUUCUUUGGAGGAAAGCGAACGCUGUUGGGGCGAUUAUGGGAGCAGUUAUGGGCUGCGUUUUGGGAGUUAUAAGUUGGUUGUCGGUUGCGAGUUUGGAGUAUGGAAGGGUAAAUCUCGAUACGACCGGUAGGAAUGCUCCAAUGCUGGCGGGGAAUUUGGUGUCGAUUUUGACUGGUGGGCUUGUUCAUGCCGUUUGUAGUUUCUUGUGGCCUCAGAACUACGAUUGGGAGACGACUAAGAAGAUUACCAUGGUUGAGAAAGAUGCGACUCAUUUGCCUGCGGAUGAAUUCAUGGAAGAGAAGCUUGAUAAGGCGAAAUGGUGGAUUGUAAAAUGGGGUUUUGGUUUUACCGUUGUUAUUGCUCUUCUUUGGCCUCUCUUAUCUCUUCCCGCAGGGCAAUUUAGUAAAGGGUACUUCACAGUAUGGGCAAUCAUAUCCAUUGCGUGGGGAACCAUUGGAUCCGCGGUUAUUAUCUUUAUGCCUUUGAUAGAAAGUUGGAGCACAAUUCGGGUUGUGCUUGUGGGCAUUUUCACCAAUGUGAAGAAGAAGGAAGAAUCGGACUUAAAGCUUGAAUCGAUAGUGUCUUCUAUACCCGAAGACCAGAAGAAAGGAAGGUUAGAUCAGGACACCCAAAUAAUCCAGGCCUAGGAUAUAUUUUAAAUAGUAUUAUUAUUAUUUGAAUGUUGAAGUUUCUAUUUUGAAAAUAAGCUUCCAAAGUAACAUAUACCAUAUAUGUUGUUUAUAAAAAAAAAUUGUAAUGGAAUGCUAAAUCUGUCA
This is a messenger RNA of Impatiens glandulifera, 2261 nucleotides long. RefSeq names its product urea-proton symporter DUR3. The transcript is spliced from 9 exons. The coding region runs from base 24 to 2132 and encodes 702 amino acids. Gene Ontology annotation, cellular component: plasma membrane. Lineage: Eukaryota; Viridiplantae; Streptophyta; Magnoliopsida; Ericales; Balsaminaceae. Gene Ontology annotation, biological process: urea transmembrane transport. Gene Ontology annotation, molecular function: urea transmembrane transporter activity. The record is from RefSeq and is a predicted model, not a curated record.